Leptopilina heterotoma is the source of this 3135-nucleotide messenger RNA. RefSeq lists its product as uncharacterized. The coding region runs from base 813 to 2144 and encodes 443 amino acids. The transcript is spliced from 6 exons. The record is from RefSeq and is a predicted model, not a curated record. Gene Ontology annotation, molecular function: zinc ion binding; nucleic acid binding. Lineage: Eukaryota; Metazoa; Arthropoda; Insecta; Hymenoptera; Figitidae.
UUGUUCAUCAAUAAAUUCAUCGUCUCGUCAAUGCUAUCCGCCAUCGAUAAAUUCUAUGGUGUCGUCGGAAAUGAACAAUUUCAGUUCCCAUCAGCAGCAUCAUCAUUCGUGGAAUUAUAAUCAUUUACAACAAUAUCUCGGAACUUUUUAAUAUCACACGAUCAAGCAGUGCUGUGCCAUACAAAUACAGCUGCGCUGUAUAAAGACACACGUUCUUCCUCUAAAGUUUUCUUUGCUGGCCUACCUUGGGAUACAGUCGACUGGAUGCUGGUUGCAGAUUUCAGGCAAUUCGGUUCAAUUCGCAUUGAGUGGCCCGAAAAGAAUCAAUCAUCAACCAACGCAGAAAGAAUUCUUUCGCACUAUUAUUAAAUCCGAAAAAACAGGUAAUUGGCGAUUUCCAUUAUCACCAGGCGUUAGUGAAAUCUGCUUCUCCCCUAUCUCUUCUUCAUCAACCAGCAUUAAUGAAAUUGACGAACAAUUUCAUUCAGGUGAACUGAAUUUUCAUUCGGAACCUAAUCACAAGACUCGUUUUCAACAAUUCUAGCCGAAAGCAGAAAAGCCACUGUUUAUCGCCACCGUUUAUCGCCACCGUUUAUCGCCACCGUUUCUCGCAACCGUUUUUCUCUCAAGGAUUGUUUUAAAACAUUCUGGGGUCAUAUUAAUUUCUUUCAACCGUAUACGAUCGCCACCGUUUCUCGCAACCGUUUCUCGCCAUCCUUUGUCGCCACCGUAUCUCGCCACCGUAUCUCGCCAUCCUUUCUCGCCAUCGUUUCUCGCUACCGUUUUUCUCUCAAGGAUUGUUUUAAAACAUAAUGUCGGACAAAAAAGCUCCAGCCAGAUUCCGAGGACGAGGCUUUUCCAAAUUUAGAGCCGAGUCAUCGGAACGUCGUCCAGGGGAUGUUCAUCAGUCGGGGGAAGAGGAGGUGAGUCCUGAAGUAGUGACGGAGGCCAGCGAGGACUUGAUCCAGUGGGAAAAUGUCCCACAUCAACCACCAACCACAACACCAUUUCGGCACCAUCGCAGCAUGGCAGCUGUUGCUGGUCGAGGCCUGGCUCGACGUCCAAUAUCGCCGGCUAGAAGAUUGGGAGAGAACGAGCUGGAGUGGGAGAAUAGAUUAGCAGUAGAGGAAUUGGAGAAGUAUUUACAAGAACAAGAGCCAACGACAUCGAGGGAAAGAGAACGAUUGCGGGAUGAGCAAGUGAAGGCUAUACGCGAUAUUCGCACCAAUAUUUUGUUUCCGGAUAAUUAUGUGAGCAAAAAUAGAACACCUUCACCUGAGCGACCCCACACUCCACCAGGACUUCCCAAUCGUGAUCCAAAUGUGGCGUUAGAAUUGGCGAGCUUGAUGUUAAAUGCAGAUAAAAAGCAAAAAAAUUCCAACGUUAAACUACCGAUUAUAACAAGAGGAGUGAUGUUUGGAGACUUAAAACGAAUUCCAACCGACCCUCGUGUUGAUCCCCCCCCAAACUCUUGUAUUAGUUGUUGGGAGAAGGGACACGAGCGGAGCAAGUGCCCAAAUCCAUACAAAGGCUAUUGCCGAAAUUGCGGUAGGCGAGGCGUCACUCUUACAACCUGCCCUCGUUGUUCAGAAAUACAUAUUGCCAAAAUGUUGAAAAAAUUCGGUAAGCGCAAUUACGAACUAUUUAGAGAUGGUCGGAUGAAAAAGGUGCAAAAGAAGAGGUCGCUAUCAAUCCAUGCGGAGGCCACCACAUCUACAGCCAGCGUUCCUACAGCCAGCGUUCCUACAGCCAGCGUUCCUACAGCCAGCAUUCCUACAGCCAGCGUUCCUACAGCCAGCGUUCCUACAGCCAGCGUUCCUACAGCCAGCAUUCCUACAGCCAGCGUUCCUACAGCCAGCGUUCCUACAGCCAGCGUUCCUACAGCCAGCAUUCCUACAGCCAGCGUUCCUACAGCCAGCAUUCCUACAGCCAGCGUUCCUACAGCCAGCGUUCCUACAGUUGAAGUCCAAAUGGAAGGAGCCAUUGGUGGAGUUGUACCAUCUCUACCUUCGAGCAUGGAUGCGGCUGAUCGCCUUGUAGAUCAGACGAGAGAACUGGCCCAAGCAUUACGCGGUUUACCGGAUGAGGUAAUCAUGAUGGCCAUGCGUGAGUUCUUCGAGGCAAGACGUCGUUCAAACCAGUGAUAUUCGGGAGGUACAAGUGGAUUGUUGACUCAGAGUGAUCGUUUAAUUAAAUUUAUAAUUAAAUUAUAAAAGUUUUAAUUUCAAAGUAUAUGAGAAAAACAAUAGUAUUUUAAAAUUGUUUGACAAGCAAAGAACAAGAAUAAAACAAUUCUAGACUUUAAGGAAAAUUGUAACUUUACAGUUAUGUUUUUUCAAUAGUUACGUAACAUUAUCAAAGUUUAAAAGAAACGAACAAAUAUUUAAGUGAUUUAGAAAAAAAUAUCUUUAAUCUACAGUAAAAGUUUUAAACAAUUUUUUCCAAUGGAAUAAAAAAUCUUAAUUCUGUUUUACAUUUUUCAUAUAAUAUUUAAAUAGGCUGCGGCUAAUUUAAUUAUCUGAAAAAAAUAAUAAAUCAUUAGGAAUUCUAAAUAAUAGCAGUAUUUUUAAGGAUAUCAAAGUGAAACAAAAAAACGAAUCGAAACGUUGCUUCGCAAUACAUUUGGUGUUUAAAUAACGCUCUAUGUGUGUUUAAUUAAUACGCAAUUUUAUUGAGUUUUGAAAUUGCAGACACUGAAAUUUGCAGGAAUAUUGGAAAUUUUGAGAAAAUGGCAAUACUGCUGCAAGUUUCGGUGCAAUAUUUUCCAGACUAUUGAAUUUAUGCAAUUACUUUAAUAUUAUGAUUAAAUGUAUAAAAAGAAAUUAUAAAUUUAAAAAUAAACUAACUGCGUUAAACGUUGUCAUAGACAGAAAAACGACUUUUCCAGCGGUGACUCCGAUUGGAAAUUGACAAACUUGAAUGAAAAAUGAAAAUUCCAAAGAAAUAUUUCUUGGCAGUUUAUGCCAUUCUAUCAUAUAUCCAGUAUUUCCAACUUUUUCCGCCUAUGUUAAAAAAAAUUAUAUAUGUUUAGUGAUUAGUUAAAAUUUUCACUUUAAACUUACUAUUUUAAUGAGUGUUAUGUUUCCUUGAAUUGUAAGAAGCUUUCCAAAAUAUGCAUAUAUAAAAAUAAACAUU